AUGAGGACUUAUGGGACGUCGUCGGUGGUAACCACUACGAUCACCGAUCAGAAGAUCACUGCGAUCAAAGACAUCAUCCCGAUCCUGGAGAAAACCACUCAGCUCCGAGCUCCGUUGUUCAUCAUCGCGGAGGAUGUCACCGGCGAGGCCCUGGCGACCCUCGUCGUGAACAAACUCCGCAGCGUGCUCAACGUGGUCGCCGUCAAGGCUCCAGGGUUUGGUGAAAGAAGAAAAGCUAUGCUUCAGGACAUUGCCAUCUUGACGGGGGCCGAGUACCAGGCCCUCGACAUGGGCCUUCUGGUGGAGAACACGACCAUAGAUCAGUUGGGGAUCGCUAGGAAAGUCACUAUUAGCAAAGACUCGACCACGCUUAUAGCUGAUGCGGCUUCCAAGGACGAGCUGCAAGCUCGUAUCUCCCAGCUUAAGAAGGAGCUGUCAGAGACUGACUCCGUGUACGACUCGGAGAAGCUCGCCGAGAGAAUCGCCAAGCUCUCAGGCGGUGUUGCCGUUAUUAAAGUCGGAGCGGCGACUGAGACUGAGCUCGAGGACCGUAAGCUUCGUAUCGAGGACGCGAAGAACGCUACAUUUGCUGCAAUCGAAGAAGGGAUAGUUCCUGGCGGCGGUGCCACGCUGGUGCAUCUAUCAACUGUGAUUCCUGCUAUUAAGGAGAAGCUUGAGGAUGCUGAUGAGCGUUUGGGAGCCGACAUAGUACAGAAGGCUUUGGUGGCACCAGCUGCGCUUAUUGCACAGAACGCUGGAAUAGAAGGAGAAGUUGUUGUGGAGAAGAUUAUGUUCAGCGAAUGGGAGAUAGGGUACAACGCCAUGACUGAUACAUAUGAGAAUCUGUUGGAAGCUGGAGUGAUUGAUCCAGCUAAAGUGACGAGAUGUGCGCUUCAGAACGCUGCUUCGGUUGCGGGGAUGGUGCUGACCACUCAGGCCAUUGUUGUCGACAAACCGAAACCUAAGGCUCCUACUGCUGCUCCUCCUCAGGGUCUCAUGGUGUAAUGAAAUCACUUUAUCAUAUGGCUAUAUUUGUUGUCCCCAAUUAUAUCUGCAAUAUUUUUCUCUGGGGAAAUGAGUAGUUUGUUUAACGGUAAUGAAAAUAUCAUUUUUUUUAUU
Messenger RNA from Brassica oleracea var. oleracea, 1119 nucleotides. RefSeq names its product ruBisCO large subunit-binding protein subunit alpha, chloroplastic-like. Gene Ontology annotation, biological process: protein refolding. The transcript is spliced from 3 exons. NCBI's taxonomy places the organism in Eukaryota, Viridiplantae, Streptophyta, Magnoliopsida, Brassicales, Brassicaceae. The record is from RefSeq and is a predicted model, not a curated record. The coding region runs from base 1 to 1005 and encodes 334 amino acids. Gene Ontology annotation, molecular function: ATP-dependent protein folding chaperone; ATP binding.